AUGCAACCAAGGACGAGCUCGCUGUUGCCGGUGGCAAGCACCUGGUCUCCCUCAGCUGCGACUCUACGCGAGGACACGGAGUGGGUCGCCCCCGUAGUUCACCACCGGUCAAGGCUGCGGAGGGCCGCCACAACCACCACCUCUCAGCCCAGUCCCAACCAGACGCAGAAUCACUUACCACCAGUCCGCUUCGUCUGCGACGUUCCCGAGAACCCACUCUACGCCGCCAUUGCCCACGAAACAGUGCUCGAGCAGCCCCGGUCUCCCGACGGGAUGGCGCACGAGGUCGCGCAUUCCGCGCUUGACUUUACGCACCGCAGGAUCGAGUCUGCAGCCCGCCCUCACUCGUCGGCCCUCACGCCCAUGUUCGCGUCUUCGUCCCCAUGCGCAAAUCCGUUCCCUCGACCGCCGAAACCCCCUCCGACCGAUUCCCUCCCAGUCUCCGUUUAUUUUCCGCACACAGCGCAGCCAUCGAAUCAGAUAAUGUGCCUGUCUGUCGAAUUAACUGCGACAGUCGAAGACGUGAUCUCGGCUGCGCUCUGGACGUACUGCAGGAAGCGUUGGCUUCCGAAGCUCGAUCCCGGCAAGGACCAAGACGUCGAUGUUGGGUCCUGGAUUGUAUUGGUGCCGGGGAAAGACGGCGCAGUGAACAAGAGGAUCGCCAAAGGUGUGUGCGUGGGACUGGCCAACAAAAUCUGCAAGUUUCGUUUUGCAGCCUAUGCAAUCGUGCGAGCGCCAAGAGACUAUGCGGAUAAAAAAGAAAUUGAACUUCAAUUGGCUCGAUUCCGAGCAGUAAUGCCUGCAUCAGAUAGGCGCAGUCCCGUCCCUCCAUUUAGUCGCCCUCCUGUGACGACACAGGUCAUGGAUCACCCUCUAUCAUAUCGGAAGCUUCCCUGUGAGAACAGAACGACCAGGCCUGGACCUUCACCUGUACAGAAUAUUAAUCAAUCAUUCCAUUUCCUCGAUCUCUCUGUACAAUACUAAUGCCUACACGUGAUAGAAUACAGCCAGC
This is a messenger RNA of Mycena citricolor, 1012 nucleotides long. Lineage: Eukaryota; Fungi; Basidiomycota; Agaricomycetes; Agaricales; Mycenaceae. The record is from the annotation of a GenBank genome assembly.